CCCUAAGAAUUCAUUGAAUGAUAACAUUUCACAUUAAUAACUUAAAUUAGUCAUUUAAAAGAACUUUUCGACAGUCUUCUUAAACGUAAAUGGUCAAAAGUGCCAUCUGUUUAAAAAUUUACACAUCAUGAGAAAUGCGAGUAAGCCUAAGCCCUAAGUAAUAAGUAUAUUCUCCCUAGAUGGCACUACUCGUGUUUUAGAUACCAUAAAUAUUCAGAAUUAAACUAAAAAUUAAAACCUACAAUAUCAUAAUUAUUCUAAAUAAAAUCUUUACGUUACGAUAUUUUGAGGUAUUUAUUUAUAAAAUAGGUACCGUUGAUAUAAACUAAACAAGAAUUUCAAACAGAUUUAAUACUGCCAUCUAUGGAGUAUAAAAUUCAACGCGACGAAUAUAGUUUUUUGGGAUGUCAUUCUAAAACACUAGUUCACUGCUAGAUGGCCAAUCAUUCCUUUCGGAGCAGCGACUCGCGAGAUGUCACGUUCGUGCGCUUGACCGAGUUCAUUCCGCUUUGUUUUGCGGAGACGGGAGGACGUCGUGUCGCAGUCGCUCGCCGCUCACCGUUCGCCGUAUACAAUGUUUUCCUUGUUAAAUCUAUAUUUUGUGUGAAUACAACUUUCUUUUCCCAAGUUUCGUGUUAACUUUAAUAUAUCGCGUGCGCGUGUGUGACCGGUAAACAACUUUCCGAGUCGAAACUGUCUGGCGUCGAUGUCAAUAUACUUGUCGGUGGCAUUUAAUGGGAAAGGUGUGCCGCGUCGUGCCGAGACCUGUCGGGUGGGUGCUGGCUAGUAGCUCGGCGUUGCGAGUCGGGAGUUUAGCAGCUGGAAUGUUAGGAAGCGAGCCCCCCAAUGGCGACGUCUAGCCAUCCCUCGUGACACCAUGUAACAAAACGAAGACUGCAACCUGCCUUACAGAGUACAAGAAAGAUGCCACGGAGAUAUAUUUUUCAUAGACAUUUUUGAGUAUUUUUGGAAGAUUUUUGUAGAGAUUGAAUAGUGAUGGCAACUGAGGGGGAGGCGGUUAAAGUGGAGGGGGGGCAUGUGUCUGUGACGACGAUCAGCAUGUCCGGGCCCGAGACGAGCAAUGGUCAAUUCUCGUACAGUUCGAGCGGAGUACGGAUUAGCGUUUCCUCGGACCCCCACGACGAGGACUCGACGGACGCUGAGAUAUCGAAGAUCGACUUCUCACAACACCAGUACGAGGUAAACAUGCGUAAUAAGAAAAAGCGGUCGUCCAGCGGGCAUGAGCCAGGGGACACAGAGAGGCCCAUGUCCUGGGAGGGAGAACUGUCCGACUCCGAAAUGGUCAUAGACACCAGCGUGAACAUGAAUGACCCAUGCAGCUCACCGGACCUACAGUCGUCUCGGGACUCCAUAGACACGCUUCGCAACGUCACCAUAAAGCAGGAGCCUCUAAAAACGGAGCAGUUCCAAAGCCUGGACGAUCAACGUGUGCUGGACCUCAAGUACACGCCGAUACAGCCACAUCAGAGGAGUCUUAGUAUGAACCGGAUAUCGGUAGUAACGGAAAGCGCCCCGCUGCGUCGCCCUUCGUCUCCAGCAGCCAAAAUGGAGGCCCAGGCCAUGCCGCAACCUCCAGGGGAGAUACAGAACCUCACCAUCAAGAAGGAGAGUCGAGAGUUGUCUGAGCUAAAAUGCGAGCCUUCAGUGGGCAUGGACAAGUUGCUGGGCGCACUCCACGGCUCCCCUCUGCUGGGCAGACUGCCACGAGUCCAGUCCAGCGCCAGCACGGAUUCCGCCGUCCAUUCCAUGUACACACACAGUGUCUACAGCAGCCCAUCGGCCAGCCCGCGCGCGUCGCGGCACUACACUCCGUCUCUCUCUCGCAACAACAGCGAUGCAUCGCACUCUUCCUGUUACUCUUACAGCUCGGAGUUCUCACCCACACAUUCACCUGUCCAGGGUCGCCAUCCGCACGUCCUCUACCGGGAACAGAACCCCGUGUUCCCCGCGUCGCCGGCCGACGACGAGGACACUGGAGAAGACCGUUUACACCACCACCAGGGCAUCAGCAGGCAACAGCUCAUUAACAGCCCCUGCCCCAUAUGCGGCGACAAAAUCAGCGGUUUCCACUACGGCAUCUUCUCCUGUGAGUCCUGCAAAGGUUUCUUCAAGCGGACCGUUCAAAACAGAAAGAACUAUAUGUGUCUACGCGGCGGCAGUUGUCCUGUCACCGUGGCGACUAGGAAGAAGUGCCCGGCGUGUAGAUUCGACAAGUGCCUUGGCACUGGGAUGAAGCUGGAAGCCAUACGAGAAGAUCGAACACGAGGCGGGCGCUCCACGUACCAAUGCUCGUACACAUUAUCGGGAGCAGUAUCGACCGGGUCUCUACUAUCCGCACCCGUGCCUCCUACGCUACGCCACGCAUCAAGCCUCACUUGCGUGAACGGCCCCGGGUCGUACAGUCGAGGGGAGUCCAGCAACAGCCGACUCACGCCAGACAUUCCCCCGUUAUUGCAGGAAAUAAUGGAUGUGGAGCAUCUCUGGCAAUAUAACGAGUCGGAGCUGAACCGCCUGGGCAAGUCCACGGGCAGCCCCUCGGCCAACCCCUUACUUGCAGCCUCAGGAAUUACGGCCCAGAACUCUAGCCCAGACUUUCUGGCAGACCUGUGCAAUAUAGCUGAUCACAGACUGUACAAGAUUGUCAAGUGGUGCAAGAGCUUGCCGCUAUUUAAGAAUAUUUCGAUCGACGAUCAGAUCUGCUUGCUGAUCAACAGUUGGUGCGAAUUACUAGUUCUGUCCUGCUGCUACCGCGGCGUGGGGACCCCAGGGGAAGUGCGGGUGGGGGGAGGGAGGGGCAUCACGCUACACCAGGCUGCCAAAUUGGGUCUGACUCCGUGCAUAGAGCGCAUGCUGAGCUUCACGGACCACCUGCGGCGGUUGAGGGUCGACAGGUACGAGUACGUGGCGCUCAAGGUCAUCGUGUUGCUCACUUCAGACGCCCCAGAGCUGCGGGAAGCCGAGAAAGUCCGCGCCUCACAAGAGAAGGCGUUAGGUGCGCUCCAGGCGUACACCGCAGCACAUUCACCAGACACGCCCGCCAAGUUCGGCGAGCUGCUGCUGCGCAUACCGGAGCUGCAGCGCACCUGCCAGUUCUUCAUGCAAGUCGGCAAAGAAAUGUUAAACCCGGCAAAUAAAAGCAAAGACGGCGACGGUCCCAGCUUCAACCUGCUGAUGGAGCUGCUGCGGGGAGACCACUGAUGGUAGAUUCUGGUACUUGCUCAAUAUCGGACCCUGAAGGUGUAUGUGUGAGUUUUGGGGUUGAGAAUCGUGUGCGAUUAUUUCUAGUGUGUUUUAUGAUAUCCGAAGGUUUAGUCCACGUAUUUUUUAUCGUGCAACAUAUUUCGGAGCAAAGACAAUUUGAAAUAGGGGUAGAUUGUCGAAGUAAACUUUGUAGCCACAGUAAAUUUAUUGCCAUCUUUCGACACACGAUUAUAACUUUUAGAACGUCAUUUGACUUUGAUCCUUAUUAUUUCACUGAUAUGUGUUAAAUUUAUUUAAUAUCAAAAAGUGGCGCCAUCUAAUAGAUUAAAGGCCAAAGGUAUGGUGGCAGCGUUUCGAACGAUGGCGCCAUAACCUUUAGCCGAUGCUCGGUAAGAUGGCGCCACUUUUUGAUAUUUAAGAAAUUUAACACAUCAUUGAAAAGUUUUAAUCAUGUCUCGAAAGAUGGCAGUAAAUAAACUAUAGCUACAAAAUUUUCUUUGACAAUCCACCUCUAUUUCAAAUGCUCUUUGUUUUGGAGAGACCAGGGCCUACCAGGAAAAACGUAAUCGGAAUUUCGUUAUCUCUAUUGCUUGCAUAUUCGUGCGAUAAAGAGGCAGAUAAAAGACAUUUAGAUUUUUCGUGGUAGCGCCUCAGGGGACUUUGCAAAAAUUUCUAAGAUCGACUAACGUCAAUCGAAAGGUAAAAAUGUAUAUGUACAGAUGCGAUUAAUUAUGACGUCAUCGUUUUCCAUAAUCGAUUGUUACUUGUUUAGGCCCCAUAGGUCUCUGAGACUCGCUUUGACAGCCAGUAAUGUUCGAGUAAAACUGUAAUAGUACAUUGUGCAACGAGGGGGGUACGUGAAAUUUUGGAUUCGAGGGUGAUAAUUCUGUAAAAAUAAGUGGAAUUAAAGACCCGAGUUUGCAAUAUUCUUACCCCCGGAGUUACACACAAUGUUUUUCAUCACACUUGCGAAGAAAAAACUAAAUUUUAUGCGAAAUAAUUCUUAAACACGGUGACAUCAAACAUUCGUCCGCCAUUUUGUAAUUUCUUGAAAGGUUAAACAUCGAAGGCACAGACCUAUUCGGCAUUCAGCCACGAUUGAAAAUUAUGUAAAAAUAUUUUAAAGGGCUUUUAAAUUAAUUAUUAUUAUUAAAUUAUAAAUGUCAGUAUUUUAAAAGUAAUGCUACUUGGUUUGUAUGAAUAAGUGACAUAAUUUAAAAGAAAAGCUGUAACUCCCUAGGGAGUUAUAGCUUUGUUUUCACAAUCCAUAACUCCCGCGGGAACAAGAUAGCCCUUUGUCCUUCAGUAUACCUGCAUGAAAUAAGAACUUUUUCGAGCAAGUGUGAUGAAAAAGUAUUAAAGUGUGACUCACAAGGGUUCAAAUUUUAUUGUAGUUUAUAUGACGAUAUACAGUCUGUAUUUUUAAUAUAACCGCAAACUUAAACUAGACGUAGGUAUUAGUGCUAUAAAAUCAAAUCAAAAACAAUUUAUUUCGAACAGUGUCCAUAU
Cydia pomonella (codling moth) is the source of this 4731-nucleotide messenger RNA. It is a transcript of the gene Hr39, whose product is annotated as nuclear hormone receptor FTZ-F1 beta. Gene Ontology annotation, cellular component: RNA polymerase II transcription regulator complex. Gene Ontology annotation, molecular function: zinc ion binding; RNA polymerase II cis-regulatory region sequence-specific DNA binding; nuclear receptor activity. Lineage: Eukaryota; Metazoa; Arthropoda; Insecta; Lepidoptera; Tortricidae. Bases 997 to 3219 code for a protein of 740 amino acids. The transcript has 17 exons. Gene Ontology annotation, biological process: regulation of transcription by RNA polymerase II; hormone-mediated signaling pathway; tissue development. The record is from RefSeq and is a predicted model, not a curated record.